Molecule: messenger RNA, 1908 nt
Organism: Lonchura striata (white-rumped munia)
Lineage: Eukaryota; Metazoa; Chordata; Aves; Passeriformes; Estrildidae
Source: RefSeq, a predicted model, not a curated record
GACCGGCAGCCCUCUCCGCCCCCGGAGCUGCCGUGUGGGCCGGGACAGGCACCCGGGCCCCUCCGAAGCGGGGACCCACGAGAGGGGCGUCCCUUUCCCCCUCCUUUCCCCUCCCUCUGCUCUUCCCCACGGCUGCGACCCUUGUCCCCAUGGCAGUGUGUCACCCCUGGAAUCGCAGCGUCGCGGCUGGCCUGCCACCCCUCCGUGGGGGUAUCCAGGCUGCACUCUUGCCCAGCUGACUUGUGGCUUUGGUGUGGCUUUGGUCCAUCUCAAAACCAUUGCCCACUUUCCAAACAGCUGCAUUGAUUGCCCCAUGGCCCUCAUCACUAGAGCCAGCAGCCAUCCUAACGGAACAGACCCCAUUCCCUGUGGGGCAAACAGCACCACAGAGCCUGAGCUGCCCCAUUCACACGCCUACUAUGCCCUCUGCUACUGCAUCUUGAUUCUGGCUAUCAUCUUUGGAAACGUGCUGGUCUGCUUGGCUGUGUUGAGGGAACGCACCUUGCAAACCACAACCAACUACCUCGUGGUGAGCCUGGCAGUGGCAGAUUUGCUGGUGGCUACUUUGGUGAUGCCGUGGAUGGUGUACCUGGAGGUGACCGGAGGGGUCUGGACAUUCAGCCGUAUCUGUUGCGAUAUCUUCGUCACCAUGGAUGUAAUGAUGUGCACAGCCAGCAUUCUGAACCUCUGUGCCAUCAGCAUUGACAGAUACACCGCAGUGGUGAAACCAGUUCAGUACCAGUACAGCACUGGGCAGAGCUCCUGCAGGAGGGUCUCUCUCAUGAUUGUGAUAGUCUGGAUGCUGGCAUUUGCAGUGUCAUGCCCUCUCCUCUUUGGCUUCAAUACUACAGGGGAUCCCAGUGUCUGUUCCAUAUCCAACCCUAGUUUCGUCAUCUACUCCUCUUUGGUGUCCUUCUACCUCCCCUUCAUGGUGACCCUGCUGCUCUAUGUGCGGAUUUACCUCGUGCUCAGACAGAGGCAAAAGAAGCGAACCCUCACCCGGCAGGGCAGCCAGAGCGCCAGUGCCAAACCGUGUUAUGCACACCAAGAACACAUGGAGAGGAAAGUUUUGCCAAACAGACGCCAAGGCGCGUUUUCCCCCUGUCUCUCGCUCAAAUGCACAGGCCAGGAGAUGUCUACAAAAAGGAGGUUGCUGACCGUCUUCAGCCUGCAGCGGUACCGAAGCUUCUGCCACAAGGCAUCCCUCACCAAGGCACCAGGGACUACCCAAACCAGCAGGUGGGAAGAGAGGAGGAGGAGCAUGAAGCCAGCAGUGGAGGUCCGGAGGCUCAGCAAUGGUAGAACCAUCAGCAGCUUGAGGCUGGCCCAGCAGCAGCCCCGACUGAUCCAGCUGCGGGAAAGGAAGGCUACACAGAUGCUGGCAAUUGUCCUGGGGGCAUUCAUAGUCUGCUGGCUGCCCUUCUUCUUGAUUCACAUCCUCAACGCCCACUGCCCAUCCUGCCACGUGCCUCCAGGGCUUUACAGUGCCAGCACUUGGCUCGGGUACGUCAACAGCGCUCUCAACCCCAUCAUCUACACAACCUUCAACACUGACUUCCGCAAAGCCUUCCUCAAGAUCCUCUGCUGCUGACUGUGGGGCCACACUGGGCUGCGUGGCUCUGCAGCAGCCCCCUGGGAGGAGAAAAAGACAGGGACAAGCCAGUGAGUCCCUCAGUGCUGGGCACAGCCCUGGGUGUGCAGCAGAUCAGCCACCGCAGGGCACCGUUCCUGGAAGCUGACAGGCUUGCAGGGCACACGCGACCCAAAUGCAGAUGGCAUCUCUCAUCUCUGCUGCCUACAUGCUGGAACUGCAUUUGCCCUCCCACAACUGGAACCUCAGCCUGCAGAAGGCACCCAGCUCAUGCACAGCAGUCCUAGUAGGAGGACAGAACUUGACUUCUUUGAUAA